Messenger RNA from Cynoglossus semilaevis (tongue sole), 1738 nucleotides. RefSeq names its product membrane integral NOTCH2 associated receptor 2 (gene minar2). The record is from RefSeq and is a predicted model, not a curated record. The coding region runs from base 559 to 1575 and encodes 338 amino acids. The transcript has 3 exons. NCBI's taxonomy places the organism in Eukaryota, Metazoa, Chordata, Actinopteri, Pleuronectiformes, Cynoglossidae.
CUGCAGGAGGACAACACACAACACUGACUGCUACGCAGCUAGUUGUGGUCGAAAGCUGUGCAAUUUGGGUCUGAGGAUGUGUGUUUGAAUGAAGCAUAAAUGUCAAACUAAGGAUGGUUGGAUCUGAUGAAUUUCAGGAUCAAACAAACGAUGAAAAAACAACAACUAUGGUCUACAAUGAUACCUGAGCCCAAAUUUUCAACAUUACUUUGCGCGACAUGCUGUAAACAGGGACACUAUCACCUCAGCAACAACAGAAUGCUGUAGCAGGUAGGUAUCGAAAGGUAUCGGAGUGAUAUUGGUAUCGCCAGAUACUCCAAGUUGCAGUAUCGGAGUUGUAUCCUACUUCAAACAUGUCAUUGUCCACGUGGGAUUGUCCGGAAAACAGCUGCUGGCUGGUAAUUAAUUGAUCAAAUAUUCAAACAUUAAAAGAUGGUUGUUGGGGAAAAUCAAAGAUGAUCAUAAGUUUCAACACCAUGUUCACCUGAACACGUCUUUCCUAAUGCCCGGCCUCAGUGUCUCUGUCCUGCGUGAGCGUCUGAUGAGAUCUUUAAAAUUAUGAGCCGUUCACCAGGUUUACCUCGGCGUUGUACCUCAGUAUAUGAUUCAUUUGUAACCAACAGUGGUGUAUAUAAUGUGGUACUGAGUUGCCUCCAGUGUGGUACUGGACCUGGAGUACUACUUCAACCUCUGACUUCUCCCUCCUUGUUUUCUCUUAUGUCAAUCUUUCUUUCUUUCUCUCUGUCUCUCACACGUUCCUGCUCGAGGCUUCAAACGCCUGGGUUGAGUUACACACGCCUGCCACUGAUACAGGCUCAUGUAUAUCCUGCUGCUCAUGAAUUAUUACAGAGUCCUCAUGUUGUAGACAGCGUGCAGCAGUCAGAGUCAGAGGGGAACAGCAGGGCAGUCAGGAUGGACAUCUCUGUUUUACCCAACAACAACCAUCCAGACAAGUUCCUCCAGCUGGACGUCAACACACUGACCACAGGACACGGCAUGAUUCAGGUGGGGGCAGCCAUGUCCAGUCAAAGACACUGGCAGAACAGAGUCUACUCCCAGGUAAACACACUGUUGACUCAGCUACGUUACAGUCUUGGUAAUAACGUGUUUAACACAGCUGAAGUGUCUUUAUUGUCCCCACAGAGGGAGCACGGGAUGAGGACAGACACCAGGCGUCCUCCUUCCUCAGAGAGUGUGGUGUUUGUGGACAGAUACCUGGAAAAGCACAUCACUCCAGUCACACUGCAGUCCAACAUUAAAAGGAACCCAUUGUACCUGGACAUAAGGACAAUAGACACAGAGGACAAUGACAAGUUCAAACCUUCAUGGACUGUGAAGGAGUACGACACACAAACAGUCAACGGGAAUCUUGGUGAUUAUUUAAAGAAGACCCCCAGAGAACUGGACUUCUGGCUGGAGGACCUCUACACCCCAGGAUAUGACUCGUUACUAAAAAAGGAGGAAGCCGAACUUAAAAGAAAAAAACUCUGUAAAAUCCUCCUUGUUAUCGUCUUUUCUCUGUGUGUCAUUCUAGUGAUAAUAGUAGUUCCGGUUGUUCUAACAAAGAAAAACUAAAAUCUAAAAACAAUUUUUGCCAUGGUGUCAGAGCAAAGACUCCUGAAAGACACACAGCAGUUAAAACGGUCUCCAUGGCAACAUAAUCAAUUAGCCCGAGCCCAAAUUGUUUCAUUCAUUAUCCAGAAGUUUUUCUGCAGUGCUUAUAAGCCUGUACUAUUUC